Molecule: messenger RNA, 1718 nt
Organism: Pseudophryne corroboree (corroboree frog)
Lineage: Eukaryota; Metazoa; Chordata; Amphibia; Anura; Myobatrachidae
Product: platelet-derived growth factor receptor-like protein
Exons: 6
Coding region: 362-1513 (383 amino acids)
Source: RefSeq, a predicted model, not a curated record
ACUUGAGUCUCCCGGAUUCCUCAACGCUCAGUCCGGAAUCUCUACUGUGUCUGCGCCAAUCGAAUGCGACGGGGGCGGGGUCAGGUGCAGAAAAGCUGGCAGGGAAGGAGGGUGUACAAAGAAAACAUCAGACGCCAGACUGUAUCUCCUGCCAGUGAGCUCGGUAGCAUCUAGUUACCCUUUAGCUGAGUGCAGAAGUCGGAGAGGACGGGGUGCCUGCGUCUCCCUGCUGCUGGUCACUGGUGUGAAAAGUGAUGGGAGCCGAGGCAGCUAGCUGCAAUGUGUUGUGUGCACAGUCUGCUAAACAGAUGGAUCCGCCCACAGCACAGUUUCAGAGUCUGUAGGUACGGGAUGCAGCCACAUGAGGAUGACAGCUGAAUGCGAUGUCAAGCAAAAGCCAGACAAGGCUACAGACAAAAAGGCAACGAAACAAACAGCUGUUGGAGUGUCUACUAAAUCUAUCACAAAGAAGCCCAAACAGGAGCCUAUAAAACGUCAGUCGAAGGCUAAACCGUCUACGUCUUCAGUCCAGAGGCAGGCAGCAGCGUCCAUUUUGUCUCAGGUCCUGCAGAGAGGGAAGUUUCAGCAGGCUGGUGACACAGUGACAGUGAAAGCUGGUCAGACAUUGGAUCUCCGCUGUAAAGGGACAUCUGUACGAUGGAAUUAUCCCCAUUACUUGCACGAGGAUGAUGAGGGAAGGCUGAAGAUAAAACAUUUUGGCCGAUACAGUCAGCUCAUCCUGGUGAACACCACAACGGCGGAUACUGGUGAAUUCAGCUGUGGGGGGUUCCAGUGCACUGGCGACCGCUGCCAUGACGGAGAAGAGAAAAUGGCCAAAACCUAUGUCUUUGUCACUGAUCCCCAGGAACUUUUCGUCCCAACGGAAGACUAUUAUGUGAUUGUGCAGCUGCGCACACGGCAGCCAGCGUUGCUCCCUUGCCAGGUCACCGACCCGCUCGCCAAGGUCACCCUGCACCAAGAGUUCCCGCCUGAGCAGAUCCCCGUGGAUGGGGUGAAGAUUGCUUAUGACUUGAAAAAAGGAUUCAUCAUAUACCAGCCGCACCCGUCUCUGGCGGGAUCUCUGUUCUGCAUUGCAGAGUUAGGGAACCUGAGACAGAUGUCUACCAAGUACAUGCUGAUAUACGUGAACUACCCAUCAGCUCCACCGAAACCUUCUGUGGAAGCCUCAAAGAGCACAGCGCGGGCUGGGGAGAAUUUUAUAGUCACCUGCACUGUCCUGGGUGAGCUGGAGAUCAGUGUGGAGUUCACCUGGGAAUAUCCUGGGCAGCAGAUUGGGAGACCUCCAUAUGUCCGAGAGAGCACGGCACAGACCAGACGAGGGGGGCAGUUGAUGCAAGAGUCACAAAGUGUUCUGGCUAUUGAUGAGGCUCGGGCAGUGGAUGACGGCACUUACACCUGUACGGCUCAAAACUUACAGGGGAGUACGUCCGUAACCACAAGGGUCUCAAUCCUCCCAGCAACUGCUACAGCCAGAGGAAGGAACCAAGGAUAAGACACCUGGGACAGUGUUCCGCGGCAUCCGCCUUUACUCCUGCCCAUCCCAAACAGGUGUUCCCCCCGGAUAAAAGUAUCCCUUGCAUAAAGUAUCUGACAGACUGGUUGUACAGUCUUAUAGUAUAACUGCCCCUAAAGCCAGUAAGUUGUAUCUGUUACAUACUUCUAUCUCAUAUUAAAUGUCAAAAUCUCAAUUUUCAAUA